This is a messenger RNA of Magallana angulata, 5476 nucleotides long. RefSeq names its product protein strawberry notch homolog 1-like. The record is from RefSeq and is a predicted model, not a curated record. Gene Ontology annotation, biological process: regulation of DNA-templated transcription. The coding region runs from base 101 to 4831 and encodes 1576 amino acids. Gene Ontology annotation, cellular component: nucleus. Gene Ontology annotation, molecular function: chromatin DNA binding; histone binding. Lineage: Eukaryota; Metazoa; Mollusca; Bivalvia; Ostreida; Ostreidae. The transcript is spliced from 29 exons.
CAGCGUAUAUGCGCAAAAGUAAGGCAUUCUGGGAAAUCCCAGUAUGAUGGUAGAUCGUGGAAGAGCGUAAAUAAAUGUGUGCCUACGUUUCUUCCUAGUGAUGGCUAAUGAACUGAGUAACGAUUUCACCGACAUAUUAUCAGCAGCAUUAGAUGAAUCAGGCAUUGCUGGGGACUUUGAAGAAUAUAAUGAACCUGCACACCAAACUGUGUAUCAAGGACAAUCUCAACCAAUUAUAAGUCAUGUCAUCAACCCCGGUACACUAAAUCCAGGAAUCCCACAACAAACUCAUCCCGGAGCAACGUUUUCAAAUGUCCAGUUGAAGACUCAAGUCUCCAAGGUGCAGAGUAAUCUGUCUUCCCAACUACAUCGAUCGUCAUCAAGUCCUGCAAUUAUCCGCAUUCCAGCCUCCUCCCUACAGAAACAUGGAGAAUCUCUUCAGGGCCAGAUUAAACUCCAGACCUCUCAAAUUCAAUCCAGUUCUAGUGGAGGUCCAAGGAUUAUCAAAAUCACCAGACUUGGUGGGCAGGCACCAAGCACUAUCAAAGUACCUGUGUCAGGAACCACUGUUCCUCUCAGUGGAAUCAUCAACAAAACAACAGGAGGGGUAGCGUCAGUGAAGCUAGGGAGCUAUGUCACAAAAAACUCAGCAGUGCCAACAAUAAAUCUAAAUGAUCUUUCAGGAAGAACUAGUGUUGCCGAGGUUCCGGUUAGUGAUACUUCGAAACCGGCAUCCGAUUCUUUAAAUUGGUCCAACUUAGUCCGGAAAGAUCCGUAUACUGGUGCGUGCAUGAUUAAUUUAGGAAAUCUUGCAACCGCGAGUGGUAAGAAAAUAAUUAUCACAACAACUAGUAAUCAAGUGACAGGUGGUGUGAAUCCCUCGCCUAGCAUCGGUGCUCAAGUUAUGUCAUCAGGUGGCAGGAUUAAUCCCGCAGUUUGUUCCACGUUCGGAGGAAUAACUAUGACUCCUUCAUCUCCAGCAUUGCCAAGAAGUGAUAUUUUAUCCAAUCAGGGUGGAAUGGGGAACAUGAGAGUGAAUUCAUUAACGCCUGGUGCAGUAAAUACUGCUCAGUCCCCCAGUGUGUCCCUCCUACAUGGAAAUCCAACCCUGCAGCACAGCAUGUCUACUCCAGCUCUGCCAGACCUUGAGCAUCCUCACUCAGUGAAUGGACUCAAUGGAAGUAUUCCAGCUAGUUUUAAAGCUAAUGUGACUCACAAAGACUUGUCCAGGUUGUGGAGUAAUGAGGAUGUGAAGCUAAAGAAAGUCGGUCCGUCUGUUCAACAGCUAACUGCACGGCAAAUGUUAGGGGGAGGUGUAGCAUCUCUGGAGGAGGAUGAAGUAGAAGAAGAAGUCCAGGAACUGGGACAUGCAGAAACAUACAAUGAAUAUAUGCCAGUCAAAUUAUCAAUAGGAAUAAAACACCCUGACCCUGUGGUAGAAACCAGUUCUCUUGCUAGUGUUGAGCCGACCAACAUUUGGUACAACUUGUCCCUGCCAGAGAGCAUCAUUGAUAAUGGAGAGCUCUCAGCCUUGCAGUUAGAGGCUGUGACAUACGCAUGCCAAAGGCAUGAAAUAAUUUUACCUAGUAAGGAUCGAGCAGGAUUCCUUAUUGGGGAUGGUGCUGGAGUUGGGAAAGGAAGAACCUUGGCUGGUAUCAUUUAUGAAAACUAUCUACUAGGACGAAAACGUGCAUUAUGGUUGAGUGUAUCAAACGAUUUAAAGGUAGAUGCAGAGAGAGAUCUUAGUGACAUCGGUGCUGGAAGAAUUGAAGUCCAUGCACUUAACAAGUUCAAGUAUGCAAAAAUAUCAUCAAAAGAAAAUGGUAGUGUUAAGAAGGGAGUAAUAUUUGCCACAUACUCUUCUCUGAUUGGAGAAAGCCAAUCCAGUGGGAAAUAUAAGACCAGGUUCAAACAGCUACUGAAAUGGUGUGGAAAGGAUUUUGAUGGUGUUAUAGUAUUUGAUGAAUGCCAUAAAGCUAAGAAUCUUUGUCCGGUGGGCUCCAGCAAACCAACAAAGACAGGACAGACUGUCCUAGAACUACAGAACCGCCUGCCCAAUGCCAGGAUAGUGUACGCUAGUGCCACUGGGGCCUCCGAACCUAAGAACAUGGCGUACAUGACUCGGCUAGGCUUAUGGGGAGCGGGCACUCCUUUUCCUGAGUUUAAUGAUUUCAUUCAGGCUGUUGAGAAAAGAGGAGUUGGUGCUAUGGAGCUGGUUGCCAUGGAUAUGAAGCUCCGAGGAAUGUACAUUGCCAGACAGCUCAGUUUUAAAGGCGUCACGUUUAAAAUUGAGGAAAUUCCUUUGGAUAAAAAUUUUGUCAAGGUCUACAAUGACAGUGUUAGAAUGUGGGUUACAGCAAGGGAACGAUUUAGUAAAGCUGCUGAGCUCAUGGAUGCUGAACAGAGGAUGAAAAAGAGCAUGUGGGGUCAAUUCUGGUCAGCACAUCAGAGAUUUUUUAAGUAUCUCUGUAUAUCGGCAAAAGUUCAACAUUGUGUUGAACUAGCACGUGAGGCAGUCAAAAAUGGCAAGUGUGUUGUCAUUGGUCUUCAAUCCACGGGGGAAGCCAGGACUCUGGAACAGUUAGAGGAACAAGGAGGGGAACUCAACGACUUUGUCUCAACAGCCAAAGGGGUGUUUCAAACUUUGGUUGAGAAGCAUUUUCCUGCACCUGACAGAAGGAAAACUUUUGACAUAUUUGGACUAGGGAAUUAUGGAAAGAAGAAAGAACCUGUUCAACAGACAGAGAACAACAAAAGGAAAAAAGAACAAAAGAAUAACCAAAUUUCCAAAAAACAAAAGAGGAAGGAGGCAAAUUCCGAUGACAGCGAUUCAGACAGCAGUUCUGAUUCCAACUCGGAUAUGAGUGAUUUGGAGCUGGACUUCCACAAAGGCUCAGAUAACAGUGGAACAGAUGUGGAUGACUCCAAUCCAUUUGGAAAUGAUUCAGACAGUGAUGAAGAUCCAUGGCUGAAGAAAAGUAGCAAGAAAAUAAAAAACAAAGAUUUUAGUAAAAAGAAGAAAAAGAAGGGGAAAGAAUUGGAUGUUGAUGAGGAGUUUGACAAGGCAUUAGCAGCUGCAGGUUUACUGAGAAAAAAUUGUCUGGCCAAAGAAAAUGUCAAUACAGUCAACAACUCUAAUAAUGUGGACAAAAAUGAAAAAGAGGAUGCACCUUUAUACAGUAUGGAUGCUGUAGAGCAGGCUGUAGCCAUGAAGAACGAGUUGUUAGACAUGCUCAAUGAAGUUGGAGAGAAGCUUCCACCAAAUACAUUAGAUCAUUUGAUUGACGAGCUGGGAGGGACGGAGAGUGUGGCCGAGAUGACUGGCAGGAAAGGUCGUGUUGUGAACACAGACGAGGGCAUCACCUACGAGUCUCGCAGUGAAAUUGAUGUUCCUCUUGAAAUCCUCAACCUGACUGAAAAACAGAGAUUUAUGGACGGAGAAAAGAAUGUAGCCAUUAUAUCAGAGGCAGCUAGUUCAGGUAUAUCCCUCCAAGCAGACAGACGGGCGAUCAACCAGAAACGACGAGUCCAUGUGACCCUGGAGUUACCCUGGAGCGCAGACAGAGCCAUUCAGCAGUUUGGACGCACACACAGAUCCAAUCAAGUGAAUGCUCCCGAGUAUAUCUUUCUCAUUUCUGAACUUGCUGGAGAACAAAGAUUUGCUUCUACUGUCUCAAAGAGAUUAGAGAGCUUGGGAGCUCUAACUCAUGGUGAUAGAAGAGCUACAGAGUCCCGGGAUUUAAGCAGGUUUAACUUUGACAAUAAGUAUGGCAGAGCAGCCCUGGAAGCAGUGAUGAAAUCAGUGCUUGGCUUUGAUGCUCCACUUGUACCCAUUCCUAAAACUUACGACGGAGACUUCUUCGAAGACGUGAAGAAAGGUCUGGCAGGUGUUGGUUUGAUAAGCUUUGAUGAGAGAAUAGGAGUGCCAUUACUUGAAAAGGAUUAUAAUAACAUCAGUAAAUUCCUGAACAGAAUCCUUGGAAUGGAGGUUGCCCUCCAGAAUGCAAUGUUUAAGUAUUUUUCGGAAACUUUGACUGCCAUUAUAUUGGAUGCAAAGAGAAGUGGAAGGUGGGACAUGGGAAUUCUGGAUCUGGGCUCGGGUGGUGAGAGUGUAAAGAAAAUUGAGACGAAAACUUUUGUAGGAAGUGCAGCAUUAAAUACUGCAAAGACAGAACUCACAACGGUCUCUGUGGAAAGAGGAAUGUCAUUUUCUCAGGCUAAUGACAUCUGGAGGAAGUACACAGGAGUGGACGAUGGGUUCUACAUUUCAUCUAUAGAGAGAAAUGUUAAGAAGACGGUCGUUUUGGCUGUGUUCUUUGGUACAAAUAAGAAAAAAGAGAAGCUGUACAAUGUAUACAGACCAAACACAGGCCGACAGCUUCAUACAGAGCCUCUGUCAAACAUCAAACGGAAGUACAAAAAGGUUUUGCCAGAUAUUGCUAAACCUUGGUGGGAAGACCAGUAUAACUUGUCAGCCAAAAUUUGCAGUCAUGCCUACUGGAGAGGAAGCUGCAAAAAAGCCAACCUGGGCCUUCAGUGUGAGAUAGGUUUGAGGACCCGUACAUUCCACAUUCUGAGUGGGUCCGUACUGAGUGUGUGGAGUAAAGUGGAGAGUGUCCUAGCGGGGAUGCCAGGGGGCUCCACCUCCAAAAUGCAAAUCAUUCGUCUCAAAACAGAUUGUGGACAAAGAAUAGUUGGUAGUUUGAUACCAGGCAACUGUGUGCAAGCCUUGACCUCCAUUCUUUCAGAAGGUUGUGACAAAAGUUUCACCGAGAAACACCCGCAGUCAGUCGAAUACGACGAUAAUCUGAGCAUGCCACUGCUGUUCUAAAAUAUUGGUGCUUACAUUAUUUUAUUGUUGACACUAUUCAUCCAUUAUGUUUCUUCUGUUUGAUUUCAUUGUUUUGAUGGAUCUGACUUUGAUUGCACACGAAGACUAUUUUAUACCCCUGCAAACAAAGUUUGGGAGGUAAACUGUAGUUAGAGGGGGGAGGAGUUAUCCUGAAUCAUCCUGUUCCUCUAUCCAUUUUGUCUGUCUGAAGACGAAAAAUUUCCAGACUUGAACUUCGAAACUCCAGUAUGAUUUCAUCUCAAAAUUAACCCAGACAUUGUUUUAUUAUUCUCACCUUCAUAAGAUUUAAUGUCUCCACUAAUAGUGCACUUGUGAUUAAAAAUAGUCAGGGAGAUAAUCGUUAAAAUUUUGCAAACUAAAUUUUACGUAAAUACUCCAAAGUUCAAUCUAUUCCAGAUAUUUAUAAUUAUUUUAUACAGUGUUUACUAAUGGGGACUAGAUAAUUUGUGAUGCAUAUUCCAUCGUAUGUUUAAUGUUCGUGGCGCCAUUUAGACAUAUCAUAACUUUUUCAUUAGUUAAGAAAGAUGUAAAAUCAAGAGGGACACAGUGAACCAAGAAUUAGCUGCAAAGCAGGGAGAAGCUCACUUGUCUAACACAUGGUAAAACUGUGAUUAGUUCAUUCAC